Symbiodinium sp. CCMP2592 is the source of this 963-nucleotide messenger RNA. Lineage: Eukaryota; Dinophyceae; Suessiales; Symbiodiniaceae. The record is from the annotation of a GenBank genome assembly.
AUGGGUUGCGGAGCCUCCGUGGAGCCAGGAAAAGCCGACUCUGCCGAAACAUCGUUAAAGGCUCCGCAGGGACCGGCGGUCCCAGUGGAUCCGUCGAAGUUUACAAGCGUUUGCAAGAAGGCAGAGGGUCAGAGAGCCACCUGGCUUGCUGCCUCACAGUUGCUCGUUAUCUCGGGCGACAAUGAAGCGGAGGUGCAUCCUCUCGAAGUGCUCGAUCUGACGACGACCACCUUCCAGGAGGUUGGCUCGCUGAAGGGCCUCGCUUGGCCGCUGGUCACUGCCAGCCGCGACCGGCAGCUCUACGCAGCGGUCGCCGGGCUCGAGGUGCAGGUGCGGAGCUCCGCAACGCACGAGACGAAGCUGACGCUGAGCGUGCCUGGCCAGGGCGCGGCCUAUGUCUCCAACCUGGAGUUCAGCCCAGACGGCCGGCACUUGGCGGCUGUUGUGGACAAUGUUUCUACCGUCUACGACAUGGAGGGCAAUCCCGUGCUCACCGUGGAAGGGGAGAAGCGGACCAUGACUGCAUGCUGGUACGAUGCGGACACUUUGCUCUCCAUGAACGAGUGGAUCAUCUACUACCACACGCUGAGCUCGAAGGAGCUGCUGAACAAGUGGGAACUCCCCCAGGGCACCGUCGCCGAAGCGCAUGUGAGCAAGGACAAGAAGCUCCUUGUCUCAGACGACAACGCCCACCUGAAGUUGCUGGCGUGGGAGCCGGACAUGAAGGCUUUCGAGACCUUGCAGACGUUUGAUGCUCCACCGGGGAAUUAUAGCGGCCCAAGCAACCUCGUCGUGUUCUCCGAUGAGCGGUCGGUGCUUUACGAGCCGGGUGGCGGAGGGAACUUCCGCUAUCAUAACCUCGAGACCGGUGAGAUCCUCACCGUCCCUCGCGGAGAGGGUCCGGAAGAGGGUCUCCCUUCUGUCCCCGGGCUGCAGCGUGAGGGUUUAGGGUUUAGGGUUUAG